Molecule: messenger RNA, 2604 nt
Organism: Malaclemys terrapin pileata
Lineage: Eukaryota; Metazoa; Chordata; Testudines; Emydidae
Product: PAX-interacting protein 1-like
Exons: 2
Coding region: 1913-2491 (192 amino acids)
Source: RefSeq, a predicted model, not a curated record
UGCCCAGCAGCCCCCGUCCUGGUCUGCUACUGCGCUCUAAGGGGCGCUGCUCUGGGAACAGCCCAUCCCCCUCCCUGCGCCGGCUGAGCAGCUCUAUGAGCCGUGUGGCGGGGGGCUCCUUGGGAAAGGCCAGCCCGGGGGGAGAGGGCAGCGUGGAAGCAAGUGCUUGUGCGAGAGGCAGAAAAGCGGGGCGGGGGGUGGCUGCCUCGUGUCUGGAGCCCGGGAACAGGAGGCAACGUGACAGGCCCCCAUAAGGGUGACCGGGUAGGGCGGGGCUUGGUCAGGAAGAGCUUCAGUUUGAAGCAAUAAAGGAAUAAGUGGAGAUGGGGGCCGGCUCGUAACCAUGGGCCCGGCACGAUGAUCUUAGUGCCAGACUUCAGAGUGGUGCUGAUGGGGGGUUAGAUGGCAGGAAGGCCUGUGGAAAGAGCUCUGGUUCUGUGGACAGAAGAAAAGCUAGAUCCUGGAAUUGUUAUGGUGGGAGGAAAUGGCAACUUUUUGAAAUAGCCAGGAUGUACAGGUCUAGGAUGUGUGUGGAGUGAAAUGUUACCAUGGUUACAGUCCUGGUCAACUGAAAAUAUAGUGGUGCUGUUAUCUGUGAUGGAGAGAGGGGAAAGCACUGGGUUUGGAAGGAAAGACUGUUUGGGGGCAUGUUAUAUUUAGCUGAUGGCAAGAGAUCCAAGAGGAAUUAUUGGAGAAACAGACUGAGAUGUGGUAUUAGAUUGGAGAGUUAGACUGGUGUAAGAGAGAGCUCUUAAAUCAUGGGAGCAGAUUAGGAUUGCCCAGAGAGAGGGGAUAUAAAGAGAGAAGAGGAGGGGGCCAAGGAGAGUGGGAGAACAGGAUGAUGAUCCACUGAAUGAAUCAGGAGAAGACAGUUAUGGAUGACAUAGAGAAUGUAGGUGUGAUAACGGCUGUCAAAGGCAGAGCAGAAGUCAACGAAAAUGGAGCUGGAGUAGAGGUUCUGAACUUUGGUUGGUUAGAGGUCAAAAGAGAUUCUGAGAGCUGAGUUAGUGAAAUGGAGAGGGCAGAAGCCAGACUGGAGUUGGAGGAGAGGAACUUUCAACAAUGAGGCCUGGUCUACACUACGGGUUUAGGUCGACUUUAGCAGCGUUAACUCGAAUUAAGCCUGGACACGUCCACACGACGAAGCCCUUUCUUUCGACUUAAAGGGCCCUUUAAACCGGUUUCUUUACACCACCUUCAACGAGGGGAUUAGCGAUAAAAUCGGCCUUUGCGGGUCGGAAUUGGGGUAGUGUGGACGGAAUUCGACGUUAUUGGCCUCCGGGAGCUAUCCCACAGUGCUUCAUUGUGACCGGUCUGGACAGCACUCUCAACUCAGAUGCACUGACCAGGUAGACAGGAAAAGACCCGCGAACGUUUGAAUUUCAUUUCCUGUUUGCCCAGCGUGGAGAGCACAGGUGACCACGCAGAGCUCAUCAGCACAGGUAACCGUGAUGGAGUCCCAGGAUCGCAAAAGAGCUCCAGCAUGGACCGAACGGGAGGUACGGGAUCUGCUCGUCAUAUGGGGAGAUGAAUCGGUGCUAGCUGAACUCCGUAGCAGUAAAAGAAAUGGCAAAGUAUUAGAAAAGGUCUCCAAGGCCAUGAAGGACCGGGGCCAUAACAGGGACACGCAGCAGUGCUGCGUGAAAGUUAAGGAGCUACGGCAAGCUUACCACAAAGCCAGAGAAGCAAAUGGAAGGUCCGGGGCAGAGCCGCAAACUUGCCGCUUCUAUGCGGAGCUGCAUGCCAUUCUAGGGGGUGCAGCCUCCACUACCCCAACCGUGUGCUAUGUCUCCGUCAAUGGAGAAACACACAGGGAAGACGGUUCGGGAACGAGGAAGAUGAGGAUGGAGGUACUGUAGGUAGCUCACAGCAGCAAGGAAGCGGAGAAACCGGUUUCCCCAACAGCCAGGAUAUGUUUGUGACCCUGGACCUGGAACCAGUAACCCCCGAACUCACCCAAGACCCUCAGGGCACACAGGAGACCUCUGCUGCAAAUGUUUCUCCUUCGCAGAGGCUAGUGAACAUUAGAAAGAGAAAACGGAGGACGCGGGACGAUAUGUUCGCGAAGCUCCAGAUGUCCUCCCACGCUGAUAGAGCACAGCAGAAUGCGUGGAGGCAGUCAAUGUCAGACAUGAGAAAAGCACAAUAUGAACGAGAGGAGAGGUGGCAGGCUGAAUCGCGGGAUGAAAAGAGCAAGCAGCGGGCUGAAGAUGAUAGGUGGCGUCAGCUUGUAGACAGACGGCAAGAGUCAAUGCUCCGUCUGCUGGAGCAUCAAACUGAUAUGCUCCAGCGUAUGGUUGAGCUGCAGGAAAGGCAGCAGGAGCAGAGACCGCCGCUACAGCCCCUGUUUAACCAACAGCCCUCCUCCCCAAGUUCCAUAGCCUCCUCACCCAGACGCCCAAGAACACGGUGGGGGGGCCUCCGGCCACCCAGUCACUCCACCCCAGAUGAUUGCCCAAGCAUCAGAAGGCUGGCCUUCAAUAAGAGUUAAAGUUUUAAACUGCAGUGUGUCCUUUUCCAUCCCUCCUCCCCCACCCAUCCCAGGCUACCUUGGCAAUUAUCCCCCUACAUCUGUGAGGAAUUAAUAAAGAAUGCAUGAAUGUG